Messenger RNA from Glycine soja, 1638 nucleotides. RefSeq lists its product as uncharacterized. The record is from RefSeq and is a predicted model, not a curated record. Lineage: Eukaryota; Viridiplantae; Streptophyta; Magnoliopsida; Fabales; Fabaceae. Gene Ontology annotation, molecular function: malonate-semialdehyde dehydrogenase (acetylating, [NAD(P)+]) activity; methylmalonate-semialdehyde dehydrogenase (acylating, NAD+) activity. Bases 20 to 1030 code for a protein of 336 amino acids. The transcript has 6 exons. Gene Ontology annotation, cellular component: mitochondrion. Gene Ontology annotation, biological process: L-valine catabolic process; thymine catabolic process.
UUUUGUUUGAUUUGGUUAGAUGGAUGAAGAUGAGUGGAUGUAUGAAAUAAUGUCUGAACGAGCGGAUAUGGAUUAUGAAAAUGCAAAAUCAUGUGGUGCGAAUGAACCACAUGUUGAUUGUUCGGAAGCGUUCAAGACUUCUCAGGUGUUUGAGUGCCGAGAGGAUGUUUUGCGGUCGGACACAAACACAGGUAGUAGAGGAAGAAGUACAUUUGUGUUAAUUGGCUGUGAAAGGAGUGGCGAGUAUAAGUGUAGGAAAAAAGAAUUUAUCAGAAGAGACACUGGGACUAGGAAAUGUGGGUGUCCCUUCAAGCUUCGUUGCAAGCCAGUGGCUGGAGGAGAAGGUUGGAUGGUGAAGUUGAUUUGUGGAGUGCAUAAUCAUGAAUUGGCCAAGUCAUUAGUUGGACAUCCAUAUGCGGGGCGAUUGACUAAAGCUGAAAAGACACUUAUUGCUGAUAUGACGAAGUCCAUGGUGAAGCCAAGAAACAUUUUGCUAACUCUGAAGGAACACAAUGCCAAUAGCUGUACGACUAUUAAACAGAUAUACAAUGCAAGAAGUGCAUUCCGUUCUUCCAUAAGAGGAAGCGAUCUUGAAAUGCAACAUCUGAUGAAGCUUCUUGAACACUCUUGGUCGGUGGUCCGCAACCAUCUGCUUAAAGAACUUGCCAAUUUCUCAGAAGACUAUGUCAAGCUCUUUGGUGGCACGGAGAGAUUUGAGGAAUUAAGGAUGUCACUACUUGUUGAUGGGUUAACCAAGUUUGACGUGCAUAUUUGUUUUAUUCAAGUGACAACGGAUAAGUGGAUGGAUAUAACGGACAUGGGACAUGUCAUUGCAUCAAGGUAUAACGUAAUCGUUGUAUCCUUGUCUAAACAACAAAGCAUGACAUUCUUUCCCCUUAGAAGUCAACCGCUGACAAAUUCUUCAUUGCAUCGUAUAAUUUGUAUCGGUCAUGUGUAUGACAAUCAUUUUGUUGAGGUACAUUUUUAUUUAAAAGAACGUUGUCCCUUACCGCCUGUAUCAUUGUUAUGAUUUAGCAAUUGUCAUCCGCAGGCGAAGUCAUGGCCAAAUCCAUAUAUUAGCAGAAUGCAGCAUUACAAGAGCUUCAUGAUGUUCAAGAGAGACUAUGUUGACUUAAAUGAUGAUUGAACAUGUAAUUUAUAAAUGCCUGAUCGUUUUGAACAUGUAAUUUAUUUGUUACGUCCAUAACAAAAUUAUUACUUAAUUCUAAAAAAGCAUGUAUGAUAUAUCGUUGUCUGACUUGACUGCACAUUGUGAAAAACCGUGUUUGAUAAAUUGUUGUCUGCAUUAACAUAAAGCGCAUGAAAGGACCCUGCACAGCAUGACUACACAUGCAGAUCUGAUGCAAGCUAAAGCAUGUCAUGUCAUUCGUGUAGUUGACAACACAUACAGAAAGCAUGUGCAUGCGUAUUUUCAAUCUUUAAAAAAUGCAGCACUAAUAUUAAAACUCAUCUAUAUAUAUGGCACAACCUAACCUUGUAAGAAAGCACAAGUUUCAGUAUCAACCCAAGUCUUACAAAAAACUAUGGCAUUCUUGGGAGAGACAAGCAGUCAGACAGUUGUGAACUCCACAUUAGGUUUUAUUUUUCCAAAUGGAUCCAUUGUUCACAACGACAGUG